AUGGAGGAGAGAAACAGCACCUCAGACUUCAUUCUCUUAGGACUAUUUAAGUACACACAACUCCACCGCUCUCUCUUCACCAUGCUGCUGACAAUAGCCAUUGCUUCUCUCAUUAGCAAUGCCAUCAUGCUUCUUCUGAUUCACCAGGACCACCAACUCCACACGCCCAUGUACUUCCUCCUCAGCCAGCUCUCCUUCAUGGACCUUAUGCUCUUUUCCACCAUUGUGCCCAAAAUGGCCACUGUCUACCUGACUGGCAGGAAGUCCAUCUCUCCUGCUGGAUGUGGACUGCAGAUUUUUGUGUCACUCACUCUGGGUGGUGGAGAGUGCUUCCUCCUGGCAGCCAUGUCCUAUGACCGUUAUGUGGCUGUGUGCCACCCACUGCGAUACUCUGUUCUCAUGAGCUGGCCAUUAUGUUUGCAAAUGACAAUGGGAUCUUGGAUCCUAGGAGCAGCUGACGGCCUCAUACAGGCUGCAGUUACCCUGAGCUUUCCAUUUUGCAGUACACACAAAAUCAACCAUUUCUUUUGUGAGGCCCCUAUGCUGGUGCGUUUAGCUUGUGGUGACACUUCAUUCUUUGAGAAUCUCAUGUACAUCUGCUGUGUGCUGAUGCUUCUGAUUCCCCUUUCCCUCAUCCUGACUUCCUACGGUCUCAUCCUCACUGCUGUGCUCCGCAUGCCUUCCACAGAUGCCCGCAAGAAGGCCUUUGCCACCUGCUCUUCACACCUGGCCGUGGUGGGCCUAUUUUAUGGAGCUGCCAUUUUCAUCUACAUGAGACCUACAUCUUACAGGUCAACUAAUUACGACAAAGUUGUGUCAGUGUUCUACACUAUCCUGACUCCCAUGUUGAACCCCAUCAUCUACAGCCUGAGGAACAGUGAGGUCAAAGGUGCUGUGAAAAGGUGGCUGAGAAAAUGUUUAUAUCUAAAGUAUGGGCAAAAUUAG
Molecule: messenger RNA, 945 nt
Organism: Dipodomys spectabilis (banner-tailed kangaroo rat)
Lineage: Eukaryota; Metazoa; Chordata; Mammalia; Rodentia; Heteromyidae
Product: olfactory receptor 2T33-like
Exons: 1
Coding region: 1-945 (314 amino acids)
Biological process (GO): G protein-coupled receptor signaling pathway
Cellular component (GO): membrane
Molecular function (GO): G protein-coupled receptor activity; olfactory receptor activity
Source: RefSeq, a predicted model, not a curated record